CAGUUUCUUCAGAAAUCAAACAUUUUACUGUUGUAAAAAACAAGUCAAGUGGAACUUUUAUUGUAAACCAAACAGAUGAAGUUUCAUUAGAAUGUAGAGCAGAAGCUAACCCAGUCUCGGAUUUAUCUAUAUACAAUACACGUGGCAAGAGGAUAUGGACAGUAAAAAACAGAAAUUUGCUGCUUUACAGCAUAACAAAUGCUUCGUACGAAAACGCAGGCAAAUAUAAAUGUGAAGGCAGAAACAACUACACAAAGGAUAAACCAUCAGUAUCAGAACUGACAAUGAUUGUCAAAUGUUCACCACGACCGUCACUUGAUAGCAUAUUCCCCAAUAAGAUCGCAGCUGCUCAAUAUACAAACAAGACUUUGAACUUUGUUGCUUAUGAAUACUUGGAUGAAGAAAAUAAAACAGAAUUUAUGUGGUUCCACAAAAAUGUUGCAAUCGAAAGAAAUGAUGAAAAAAUUGAAAUAUUCACAAUUGGAUUAAAUUCUAGUCUUUCUGUUAGAAAUAUUACACAAAUAGAUUUUGGAGAAUAUAGUGUCAAAGUGUCAAACACAUUAGGAGAGUAUGUUCAUCAUUUUAUGUUGCAAGCAGAAGAUAAGCCAGAUGUGCCUAUAAAUUUAACGUACGAUACGGGUUCAAUCACUGAAUCAUCAGUAACAUUGGUUUGGACUCCAGGUUUUGAUGGUGGCUUUCCACAGACUUUCAUUUUGUUAUAUCAGUACAGUCAGGAGAAGAAGUGGCAUAGUGUUCAAGUUCAGGAUACAAAUGAACAAGCAAUACACUAUACGUUAACUGGGUUGUUGAGUUCUAAAGUGUAUAAUAUAAAAAUGUUUUCAAUGAAUAAAAAGGGGAACUCUUCCUUUACCCAGAAUCUUCAGAUCACAACUAAAAUGAACGUUAAAACAGCAGACUCACAAUCAUCAGAUAAUGCCGGCAUUAUAGGUGGUAGUAUUUCAGGUGUUGCUGUUGUUAUGAUUGUGAGCAUCCUUGUAGCUGUAUUUUUCUUUAAAAGAAGGAAAUGA
Messenger RNA from Ruditapes philippinarum (Manila clam), 1028 nucleotides. RefSeq names its product nephrin-like. Bases 285 to 1028 code for a protein of 247 amino acids. Gene Ontology annotation, molecular function: protein binding. The record is from RefSeq and is a predicted model, not a curated record. The transcript has 4 exons. NCBI's taxonomy places the organism in Eukaryota, Metazoa, Mollusca, Bivalvia, Venerida, Veneridae.